This is a messenger RNA of Otolemur garnettii (small-eared galago), 4918 nucleotides long. It is a transcript of the gene GPR85, whose product is annotated as G protein-coupled receptor 85. NCBI's taxonomy places the organism in Eukaryota, Metazoa, Chordata, Mammalia, Primates, Galagidae. The record is from RefSeq and is a predicted model, not a curated record. The transcript is spliced from 3 exons. Gene Ontology annotation, molecular function: G protein-coupled receptor activity. Bases 623 to 1735 code for a protein of 370 amino acids. Gene Ontology annotation, biological process: G protein-coupled receptor signaling pathway. Gene Ontology annotation, cellular component: plasma membrane.
AAUCUCACCACCCAGCAAUGAGGUAUUUUACUGCUGUCUCGAGAUCAGAUUAUUACUGUAGAGAAGAUUUUUAUUUUUUCUGUUUCAUUAACAGAUUAUUAUAAAGCGUUAAACAUGCAGGAAGAGAAGCAGACGUUUAACGUUGGGAAUUAAUGAAAGCAUGUCUGCCUGCAUUUUAGGAGGUUAAAAGGUUGUUGCUUAAAAUUUUAUGCCACCCCACAAACAAAACUCUUCGGAAAUGGUAAAAUAAGAAAAUGCAUGAUUCUAGAGACAUCCCUAAGCACCCACGUGUCAGGCUAUGUGGUGUCUGUGAUAUCAUCGGACCUUUUGGACUGGUUAGGGCUUACUGAGAGCUCCAUUUCUGGAAAGCGUUGCAAGACUGAGGAAUAUCAGACUGCGAAUCACCGGGAACCGUUCCCUUGCAGCACAGAAGCAAUCUCUCUCCCUAUCUUCGCAUAUUCUGAUGGCAAAUCAAACGGAAGAAAACAGGAAGCAUGACUGCAGAUCGGAUCAGUUCUCCUUGUGGAUUACAUUUUUAGUAAAAUGUAUGGAUCUAUCUUUUCCUUGUUCUAUCUAGAUCAUGAGACUUAACUGAGGCUGUAUCCUUAUCCUCCAUCCAUCUAUGGCGAACUACAGCCAUGCAGCUGACAACAUUUUGCAAAAUCUCUCACCUCUAACAGCCUUUCUGAAACUGACUUCCUUGGGUUUCAUAAUAGGAGUCAGCGUGGUGGGCAACCUCUUGAUCUCCAUUUUGCUAGUGAAAGAUAAGACCUUGCAUAGAGCACCUUACUACUUCCUGUUGGAUCUUUGCUGUUCAGAUAUCCUCAGAUCUGCAAUUUGUUUCCCAUUUGUAUUCAACUCUGUCAAAAAUGGCUCAACGUGGACCUAUGGGACUCUGACUUGCAAAGUGAUUGCCUUUCUGGGGGUUUUGUCCUGUUUCCACACUGCUUUCAUGCUCUUCUGCAUCAGUGUCACCAGAUACUUAGCUAUCGCCCAUCACCGCUUCUAUACAAAGAGGUUGACCUUUUGGACGUGUCUGGCUGUGAUCUGUAUGGUGUGGACUCUGUCUGUGGCCAUGGCAUUUCCCCCGGUUUUAGAUGUGGGCACUUACUCAUUCAUUAGGGAGGAAGAUCAAUGCACCUUCCAACACCGCUCCUUCAGGGCUAAUGAUUCCUUAGGAUUUAUGCUGCUCCUUGCUCUCAUCCUCCUAGCCACACAGCUUGUCUACCUCAAGCUGAUAUUUUUUGUCCACGAUCGAAGGAAAAUGAAGCCAGUCCAGUUUGUAGCAGCAGUCAGCCAGAACUGGACUUUUCAUGGUCCUGGAGCCAGUGGCCAGGCAGCUGCCAACUGGCUUGCCGGAUUUGGAAGGGGUCCCACACCACCCACCUUGCUGGGCAUCAGGCAAAAUGCAAACACCACAGGCAGAAGAAGGCUAUUGGUCUUAGACGAGUUCAAAAUGGAGAAAAGAAUCAGCAGAAUGUUCUAUAUAAUGACUUUUCUCUUUCUAACCUUGUGGGGCCCCUACCUGGUGGCCUGUUACUGGAGAGUUUUUGCAAGAGGGCCUGUGGUACCAGGGGGAUUUUUAACAGCCGCUGUCUGGAUGAGUUUUGCCCAAGCAGGAAUCAAUCCUUUUGUCUGCAUUUUCUCCAACAGGGAGCUGAGGCGCUGUUUCAGCACAACCCUUCUUUACUGCAGAAAAUCCAGGUUACCAAGGGAACCUUACUGUGUUAUAUGAAGGAGCAUCUGUAAAUCUUUAGCUUUGUGAAACACUAACCUUCUCUGCUGAGCAAUUGUGGCCCAUAGCCAUAUCUUGAGAAGAAUUCAAGAAUGGAAUCAGCAGUUAUAAGGAUAUGGGCAACAUUCUGCAAUCUUUGCAAUAGUUCACCUAUAAUCCUAUUUUAAAUCUCAGAGUGAUCCUGCUGACUGCCGGUGAAGGUUUGUAAUUAAGAAUGGACUGAACCACUGCCCUAAGUUUCUUCAUGUGGUCCAAACUAGAAAAGGAAAGUAGCAGGUGCUAAGUAUCAGUGCUAAAUGCUGUGUAUAUCACUACUUAUGAAAAAAACAUCAAACAAACAAUUAGCAUUGGACAUCUUAAUAAAUUAAGUCGACAUGAGGUAAAUGUGUUGAUAAAAACUAAUUUUAGAAGUUUGAAGACUUUAAAACAUUUCAUACUAUUAUUGUUUUGCAAAGACUAAACUAUUUGGGAACUUAAAGUACUGUAAUACACUAAAGACGUGCCAUGAAUUACUGGAAUAUCACACUUUAAAAACCGCCUUGUAAGUUUUGGGGAGCAUUCCAAAGCAGUAUAUUGGUUCCAAUUAGAGUUUACGUUUUUUUGUAUUAAUACAUUACUAUUUCUAAAUACCACUUUCCUUAUCUACUAGUGAAAUUGCUAGCUGAACUGUAUUAUGUGGUUUUUGUUGAUUUGAUAUAAAGUUUUCCCAAUUCAUUUAUAUUUUACAAAUGCUAGAUAUUGAACUGGGAGGCAACAUCAAUGGUUACCAGAGGAUCAUAAUUGAACAGUUCUAAUAAUGCAGAAUAAACACAUGUUGCCUUAAAGGGUUAUCUAGUAUCCUUCAUCUUACUUAGCAUUGGAGCAAAUAGUGAAGGGAAAUUGGAUCGGUAACUGGCCCUGGUAGUGCAUCUGGAAGUGCAUAAAAGAUCACUUAAGGCUCCUUUUCCUUUUCCUCACAUGGUUUGAAAAUGAAGGUGCACAUCACUGAAAUAAUGAGAUUGCCCUCUGAGGUGUGCUACCCAUUCUGGAGCAUUCUAGGAAGCAGGCAGUUGAUACAUGUUUAUAUUUUAGGUCAGCUGUCAAGGGGAGACCACAGCCUUAGUAUGACAUCCUGCACAAUUUGUGAAGCAUUUAUUCUACUGAAGGCACAGUCUUGUUUAUACUUUCUGCACAUUCAGUGUAUUGGUCGUUUAAAUUAUUUCAGUUUAACUUGUGAAAGCUUAUAAUAUAAUUUCUGGUAUUUUAGAAAUACAUUAGAGUCUGUGAGUCUCAUUCUUUAAGAUACAAAUGUGUGAACUUCAAUAUAAAGUUGCAUUUGCCAAAAUUUACCCGUGUAGCCUGUUAAUUUUCUUGGAAUAAAUUUUACAUUUUUGGCAUAUAAUAAUUUUUCUUAAAAUCUGGGAGGCAAGCACAAACUAGGAAGACUAGCUUUAUUAUGAUUUCAUUUUUGAUUUUUGAUUAUUUUGUAGCUACAAUAUUUUUUGAUCUGGAAAUGUAUGCAUAAUACUGAGCCUAAGCUGAUAAACUGACAUAAUAUCUGUAAAAGCAUUAUUUGGUAUCUUAUAUUCAUCCCUCUAUUUCUUCUUAGAUGCCAGCAGUAUGUAGAAAUGUAUACUGCUUUAGUUUAUUGGUUCAGAAUUUUAAUAUAAAUAUUACAUUUCAAUUUGGAGCACAGUACUGUAGAAAUUUGGGUUCUAAAUAUUUAAGUCAUAAGAAGAAUGGUUUAUAUUAACGUUAUGACAAAACUAAGAAAAGUUUUUACUUUUGUUUGCUUUCUGUUGUUUCAUUUGUUUUAUGUUGGUUUUUUUUUUAUGGAGUUUCUUUGGUAUUUGAAAAAUAAUAUUAGGAAUCUAAUGAAACAGAAUUCCUGAUUGCUAUGGUACUUCUGUAAUGAGAAUAUCAAUACUGAUAAGGAAAAAUAAAUUAACGAAAUGUUUCAAUGAUUUAUGCAACUAUUCAAUUUUGCUCAUAAAAAGACAGCUUAAGCCAUGAUUUAAUGAGCACUCUGACCUCAUUUUUACUUUACGCCAAAGCUGACUGGCUCUAAGGUAACGUUUAAUGCACAACAGUGAAUUGGAUCUAGCAAUAAAGCCUCCUUGUUGGUACUAAAAUCAUUAUCUGAAAUACAAUAAAAAAAUGUUAUCAAAAGAUGUUCUGAUAACAUUGUUUUCCAACUCAAAAAUUUUAUAAUAGAAUCAUAGUUGCAAUGAUAUAUUUAUGAAGAACUUUGCUUAGAGGUUCAAAUAUCACCAGCAAGCAGUAGAAUAUUCAGCAAUAAUCAUGAAGCCAGAAAGAGCAAGUCUUACCAACACUAGCCUCCAUUGCAUAGAUAAAACUCUGGCAUGGAGUAAGGGGAAUUGAGGAAUCCCGAGGAAGAACCAGUUGAAAGCUGCCUGGCUUCACCUAACUAUGUGAAUUAACAGUUUUUGUAAGUCACCUGCCCCAGUGAUUUAUGAAUAAGGCUGAGUUGUAGUGACUUUCAUUUCAGCCUACUCCCAACUAGUGUAGCAUUUGCAGGUCAAGAAUGAAGCAGUGGACAAGACCUAACCCUGGUAAAUCAAUGCCAUUUGUACAGCAGUGAGUAAUUGUAGUAACCGUACCAAAAAAGGUCGCCCCUGUGUCUUAAUGACCAAAUAGCAUUAUCUAUUUUGGCACCUAUUCCAAUAUUCAUUAUUUAAUGCUACUAGUCUUUAACCCAUAAAAAUGCAUCCCCUGGGGGAUGGUCCAACUUGCCUAUGGGAAAAAACUCAAUAAUAAGAAGUCCCUCAUGGACUAAUUACACAACCCAGGUGAACAGUGUUUAAAUUGUUUUCUGUAGUAGUGGUGACAUAUUUGCAUGGAUGCACAUGUCCCUGCAAUCUCUUUGCCUUCCUUUUGUGCACAAUGAAUUUGUGAGCUGCCUGACCGAAGCUGGGUUUUCAGUCUGUGGCUGUGGAAUCCUACGCAGAUAGUAACUGGUAGAACGAGGUGAGUAACUUGCUUACUUCACCACAGAGGUCCCAUUUAAAUAAAAUUAACCAGAGUGAUUACAUUAAAAAAUAAUUAUUCUUAGAUAGGACAACCUAUUGACUGAAUUAUCUUUUUCAGAUUUUAGUUGAUUGACUUUCAACACCAGCAUUUUCCAGUGAUUGAUUUGUCCUGGUUGACCCAUGGUUAUGGCCACUUAUCCAUUGCCUCUGCUUC